This is a messenger RNA of Leguminivora glycinivorella, 951 nucleotides long. Its product is annotated as synaptosomal-associated protein 25-like. Bases 25 to 618 code for a protein of 197 amino acids. NCBI's taxonomy places the organism in Eukaryota, Metazoa, Arthropoda, Insecta, Lepidoptera, Tortricidae. Gene Ontology annotation, molecular function: SNAP receptor activity; syntaxin binding. The record is from RefSeq and is a predicted model, not a curated record. The transcript has 8 exons. Gene Ontology annotation, biological process: synaptic vesicle priming; exocytosis; synaptic vesicle fusion to presynaptic active zone membrane. Gene Ontology annotation, cellular component: SNARE complex; plasma membrane.
GCGGUUGAAAAGAAAUUAAACAAAAUGGCAGCCGCGGAAGGCGUAGGACACGGCAGCGAGCUCGAGCAAAUUCAAGCCAGAUCCAGAGCUGUUGCCAACAAGACAUUGGACGCCACUCGCCAUCUAUUGGCACUUACUGAAGAGAGCAAGGAAGCAGGCAUACAAUGCCUUGUCGCUCUUGACGACCAGGGAGAAAAGCUGGAUAACAUCGAAAGGGGACUGAACGACGUGCAUUCCGACAUGAACACAGCUAAAGAGAGUCUCAAGCAGAUGGAGAAGUGGUGCGGGCUCUGCACACUCCCUUGGAAAAGAGGUCCCCCAAAAAACAAAUCGGACGACGCCGUUUGGAACGGCAAGAACGACGGCAAGGUGGUGGUGAGUAGCCAACCACCGCGAGUAAUGACCGACGACCGAAACGCUUGUGGACCUAUGACCGGAUACAUUGGCAGGAUAACAAACGACGCUAUGGAAGAUGAGAUGGAAGAAUGUAUGGUGCAGGUGAGCACCAACAUCGGGAACCUGAGGAAUAUGGCUCUGGACAUCAGCUCCGAGCUCGAAAACCAGAACAACCAGCUUAAAGGAUGGAGAUCAAGGCUGAUUCGAAUGUGGAAGAAUUGAAGAUAGCCAACGAGAGAGCGCACAAACUUAUGAAGAAUUAAACACUGCCCACGUUCAUCUACUGACAAUAACUUUUUAACCAAUAUUAUAUUGUAGAGCUAUUUAUGUCACCAUUUGAUAUCGCGUUUGAAAGUGAAGUCGCUAUUUUUAUACAAGUACCUAUACGAUUUUUAAGUUGCAGCAAGCUAAUAAUAUAUUAGAAAGGGCAUGCAACAUCUAUUCGUUUUUAAUUUAGUAAUUAAAAAUAAACAAAAUAUAAUUUAGGUUUAUUAUUCAUUUUAUUUAUUGAUGUAAUUAUUUCGUAAUUUGUGAUGGUUUAUAUUGUGUGGGUGC